Molecule: messenger RNA, 4014 nt
Organism: Carlito syrichta (Philippine tarsier)
Lineage: Eukaryota; Metazoa; Chordata; Mammalia; Primates; Tarsiidae
Gene: FNBP1L
Product: formin binding protein 1 like
Exons: 16
Coding region: 250-1791 (513 amino acids)
Biological process (GO): signal transduction
Molecular function (GO): protein binding
Source: RefSeq, a predicted model, not a curated record
CAGUUCGACAGCUUAGACAAGCAUACACAAUGGGGAAUUGACUUCUUGGAAAGAUAUGCCAAAUUUGUUAAAGAGAGGAUAGAAAUUGAACAGAACUACGCGAAACAAUUGAGAAAUCUGGUUAAGAAGUACUGUCCCAAACGUUCAUCCAAAGAUGAAGAGCCAAGGUUUACCUCGUGUAUAGCCUUUUUUAACAUCCUUAAUGAGUUAAAUGACUAUGCAGGACAGCGGGAAGUAGUAGCCGAAGAGAUGGCACACAGAGUAUAUGGUGAAUUGAUGAGAUAUGCUCAUGACCUGAAAACAGAGAGAAAAAUGCAUCUCCAAGAAGGACGGAAAGCUCAACAAUACCUUGACAUGUGCUGGAAGCAGAUGGAUAAUAGUAAAAAGAAAUUUGAAAGAGAAUGUAGAGAGGCAGAAAAGGCACAACAGAGUUAUGAAAGAUUGGAUAAUGAUACUAAUGCAACCAAGGCAGAUGUUGAAAAGGCCAAGCAGCAGUUGAACCUGCGUACACACAUGGCUGAUGAGAAUAAAAAUGAAUAUGCUGCACAGUUACAGAACUUUAAUGGAGAGCAACACAAACAUUUUUACGUAGUGAUUCCUCAGAUUUACAAGCAACUACAAGAAAUGGAUGAACGAAGGACUAUUAAACUCAGUGAGUGUUACAGAGGAUUUGCAGACUCAGAACGCAAAGUGAUUCCCAUCAUUUCAAAAUGUUUGGAGGGAAUGAUUCUUGCAGCAAAGUCAGUUGAUGAAAGAAGAGACUCUCAAAUGGUGGUAGACUCCUUCAAGUCUGGUUUUGAACCUCCAGGAGACUUUCCAUUUGAAGAUUACAGUCAGCAUAUAUAUAGGACCAUUUCUGAUGGGACUAUCAGUGCAUCCAAACAGGAGAGUGGGAAGGUGGAUACCAAAACCACAGUAGGAAAGGCCAAGGGCAAAUUGUGGCUCUUUGGAAAGAAACCCAAGCCACAGUCCCCACCCUUAACCCCCACUAGUUUAUUCACAUCCAGUACUCCUAAUGGGUCCCAGUUUCUCACAUUCUCCAUUGAGCCCGUGCAUUAUUGUAUGAAUGAAAUAAAAACAGGGAAGCCCAGAAUUCCUUCUUUCAGAAGCCUCAAAAGAGGGUGGUCGGUGAAGAUGGGCCCGGCACUGGAAGAUUUCAGUCAUCUGCCACCAGAACAGAGACGUAAAAAACUGCAGCAGCGUAUUGACGAACUUAACCGAGAACUACAAAAGGAAUCUGACCAAAAAGAUGCACUCAACAAAAUGAAAGAUGUGUAUGAGAAAAAUCCACAAAUGGGGGAUCCAGGGAGUUUGCAGCCUAAAUUAGCAGAGACUAUGAAUAACAUUGACCGCCUACGAAUGGAAAUCCACAAGAAUGAGGCUUGGCUCUCUGAAGUUGAAAGCAAAACAGGUGGGAGAGGAGACAGAAGACACAGCAGUGACAUAAACCAUCUUGUGACACAAGGACGAGAAAGUCCUGAGGGAAGUUACACUGAUGAUGCAAACCAAGAAGUCCGCGGUCCACCCCAGCAGCAUGGUCACCACAGUGAAUUUGAUGAUGAGUUUGAGGACGAUGACCCCUUGCCUGCUAUUGGACACUGCAAAGCUAUCUACCCUUUUGAUGGACAUAAUGAAGGUACUCUGGCCAUGAAAGAAGGCGAAGUUCUGUACAUUAUCGAGGAGGACAAAGGGGAUGGAUGGACAAGAGCUCGGAGACAGAAUGGCGAAGAAGGCUACGUGCCCACAUCUUACAUAGAUGUAACUCUAGAGAAAAACAGUAAAGGUUCCUGAAGAGGGUUUCUGAGGAAAUGGGCAAGAUGUGGAGGAGGUUUCAUGCAGCUGCUGUGGGGGAGGGAUUAGAGUUGUCAGGCUGAGAGAGAGAGAGAAACCAGUGCAUGAAUGCAUGCAGACAUGGUGAUUUUUUACUAACUUCAUUAGCAUUUCCAUACAUUGUUUUUAAAAACCAUUGUAAUACCAAUCUUUAAAUUUGUAGUUUACAGUUAUGAGCAAAAGAAAAAGGCCAACAAUGGCUGACCAUUUUUCUGUUUAUUUUACUAAUUUCUGGUCAGUAAAGAAUUCAGAGUUGCCAUCAAUUGUCUUCCAUUUGGCUGUCCCAACAGACCGUCUCCAGCCGGCUCUGUUUAGUUGGCUUGCAGACCCAUGUCCCGCUAGCUCCUUGCCAUGUCCGUGUCUGCCUGCGCCACCUCCGUGCUUGCUUAACAUCCUGUUGCAUGUCUAGCGCCAUCGUGCUGGGUUUUUCAGGCAUGUCUUUGUAAUCCCUUGUUCUUGUCAAGCCUCUGUUCUGUUUUACGUUUGUCGUGCAAGCCACUUUGUCAGACAUCUCCAGCACUGAUGUUUCCAUCCUAGUGUUUGUGUGUGCUGCUAUGACUUCCCCACUGCCACUGCAAACAUUCCAGUUUUGGCAUUCCGAAGUAGUAUGUGAACCUGAAGUAUUUACGAUAAGAAAAAGAAACAUCUCUGCUCUAGCCUACAGCCCCAUUGAAAGACUCUGAAACGUGAUACAUCUUCAGCACCUCAGUUUGGGAAGACUCCAUCCAUAGUCAGCACUGAAAUCCUGGCAUAACAAACCCAGAAGAUACCACCUCCAGACAAAGGACUAUUGUCAGAAGUCAGCUGCUUCCAUUCAAAUGCUGCCUUAAACUAGAGUGCCUAAAUCUGUCGGUUGCCAACACUCCCACUCCAGUAUCCCACAAAGGGCUUGAUGUGUCAGUUCAGUGCGACCUCCUUUAACUGCAGCACUGCUGCAGCUGCCGACGGAGCCUUGGUCGGCUCUGCCGUGGACGAUGGUGCAUCUUCACAUUUGUGCAUCAGACUAAAGACAGUCCGAGUCCACUUUACUUUAUUCAGUGUUUUUAUGAGAAGUUUUACGGAUCUCCCCUGUUGUCUUUUCAUUUGGGGUUAUGAUGAUCUCAUUUGGUUAUUACAAUGAUAGUCUGUUUCCAAGUGAUGCUUUUGUUUGAACCCGAUAAAAUUUAGUGAAACUUUGUAAUGAUCUGUGCACUUUUUCUUGUAAAAGGGGAAUUUCUGUAUGUUUAUACUUGUAAAUAUAAUCGAUGUUAGUGCUCCUUUUCCCAUGUUGUCCUGCCUCGCCUCUGUGCUUCUGUUGAUGACUUGUAUCUUAACUGCUUUCUUAGUGCUGUUGUAAUAGGGAGGUGGGUGGGGGCCGGGGGUUAUUUGUACCACUAAAGCUUCAUUAGUUUGGUUCUUUACUGUUUUGAGGGGAGAAGGCGAACGUGAACUGGUUUGUUAUUGGAUUUUAAGCAAUAUUUUAGAUGCUGUGUGAAGCUCUAAUAAUUUCCCCCAGUGUUAUUUGAAUCAUACUACCAGUUACACUAAAGCUGAAUGACAGUUGUGUGAAAGUUAAUGCCUUCAUAAGAACAAGUACACCACUGCUACACAGCUGGCAUAGUGUGUUACCUUUGCGACUAGUAAACUAUAAAGUUUAGAUAUUGAAUCUCGUUACAGGGUUAUUUAUAUAAUGUGACAUUACUCAGUACUGAUGGACUACAUGAAGUAGUUUUAAAAUCUGUGCUAUUUUUAUGUUAAAGGUUAGCGGUGAGGAAGAAAUGUGAUCUGGCUGUGUUUGUCUUCUGUACAGAGCCUGAUGUGCUUAUGUGUUUUUGGCUAACAGCCACAGAGGGCAAAGUGUAAGACUUUCUUGUAAGAACUAACUGUUCUUUUCAAGCUACUGUUUGUUUUUCUAGAAGCAGGAUUUGCUUCCAUGGGAGGCAAGCUCCUUCAUGUGGAAUAGUGCAACUUGUAUAUGGAUUAUGAUGGUAGGAGAGACAUUUGUACUUGCACAGUUUAAAUCAUUCUUAAAUCAUUCUUAAAUUUUGAACAUGUGAAUUGUCUAAGAGAAAUCUUUAAUUUUUCAGUAAUUUUUACUCUUUUUGUGCACAUGUUGAUUUCUUAAUGGUAAAUGCUUUGUUUAAGAUAGUGUUCUCUGUUGAGAAUAUUUUCAUGGAAUAAAACAAUCUUUUCAUGGCCGGUUAA